CACUGGCGGAGCGGACCCCGUCGACACGCGAACCACGCGGGAACCCCACCACAAUGUGACGCAGAGCGUGACACACCGAGGCAAAUGACAUGAAAAACUUGACCGGAGACUGCUUCACCAGACCAGGAUGGCAGCGAGGACCAAGAAGGACAUCAUCGCCCAGGUGGCGUCCGAGUACAUGGAGCAGACGUCGCUUCACGGAUACCGCUACCUCACUGAACCUGGCCGCCAUUGGUUUGAAAGGCUGGUGUGGCUGGUGGUGCACGCGCUGGCCACUGCGGGCGUGGUGUGGCAGGUGCAGACCAUGUACCACGAGUACCGCACCCAGGUGCCCAUCACCACGGUGCAGUCCAGCCACUACCACGUCUCCCUGGUGCCCUUCCCCGCCGUGGCCGUGUGCGACAUCAACAAGAUGCGCAGGAGCAGGGUCGAGGCCCUCGCCGCCAAGCUGAUCCGAGAGUACGGCCUUGGCGGCAUCUCACAGGCCGAGCUGACCAGCCUGAUGCGCUACAUGGGCCGCCUCUACGACGCCAGCCGGGAGGGCAAGGAGAGCUCCUCCAGGCUGCAGGACCUCUUCGCCAAGUACAACGUCACGCUGGAGUACAGGAGCACCAUGCAAAUGCUCGGCUCGCAGUGCGACGAGCUGCUCCUGGCCUGCAAGUGGGCGGGGAAGACCAAGCCGUGCAUGGACCUGUUCGAGACGCGCAAGACCAUGGACGGGUACUGCUGCACCUUCAACUACGUGCGGCCGAGCGACAACUUCGACACCAGACUUCUUGCCAACGGCUCCAUUGCGGCAGCUAGACGUCACGACGUCAAGGACCACGAUUCCGAUCGCCCUCCCACAGAGGCGGAACAGUCCUUGACCGCAGGGCCCAUGAUGGGACUCUCCGUUCUGGUCAACUCCAACCUGUCUGAGUACUUCUACCCAUUGCUUCCGACCACAGGUAUAAAGUUGCUCGUGUUCAACCCCAACGACUACCCGGACACUGCCAGCGGUGGUCUCAUUGAGAAGCUUGUCAUGACUCAGCAGGAGGUAUUCUUCACCCUGAGCUCCGUCACGACCAAGCCAACCACAGAGGUCCAAGACCUGCCCAAGAACCGGCGCAGUUGCCUGUUCAGCACGGAGGUGGCCUUCUCCAGCUUCUACUCCUACUCGGACUGCCUGAUGGACUGCCGGGUACAGUCCAUGCGGGACCUGUGUGGCUGCGUCCCCUUCUUCUCGCCCGUCAAAGGCAGAGAAGAAGACACGAGGAUGUGUGAGAUCGGAGACCUCAAAUGCCUCAACAAACAUACCGAAAUGUGGCAAACCCUGCGACCCAGCGAGCCUCUGCGCGGCCUGGAGCUGGAGAUGACUCAGUCCUUGGAGUGCAAGGACUGCUACCCCGCCUGCGGCGACACUGUGUACAGUGUGGAGACAACCACCAUGCCCCUCCAGCAAGUGCUCAUGGACCACUCCACCUUCCUGAAGGGCUUCAAAGUGGCGAACCACAGUGUGUUCCACAUUUUCUUCGGCUCCACGAGCCAAACUCUGAUGAAUAAGAGCGUCCGCAUGGCUUGGCACGACCUCCUCAGCAACGUGGGCGGCAUUUGCGGCGUGUUCGUGGGCUUCAGCGCCAUGAGCGUCAUCGAGUUUCUCUACUUCUUCACGCUGAGGGUGUUCGUGGCCCUGAGCAGGCGCAAGCAAGGCCUGGCCGCGUCCAGGGCGGGGCUGGCGACCAUCACGGGCAAGGCGAACCUCACCGUGCAGCAACACAUGGUGGCCCCCGGCAGAGGCUCCGUCGGGGUGCCGAAAGGCCCGGGGAGCCUCCCCAACUACCCGAGGGAGAUGCUAAGCGCCGGACUGCUGCUGACCCCCACCACGGCGCACCCGGACGGCCAGUACUUCAACUGGGGGCGCUACGCCCUGCAGCAGUGGCGCGGCGGACCCAACGAAGGGAAACAAUAA
Messenger RNA from Thrips palmi, 1948 nucleotides. Its product is annotated as sodium channel protein Nach-like. The coding region runs from base 128 to 1948 and encodes 606 amino acids. Gene Ontology annotation, biological process: sodium ion transmembrane transport. The transcript has 13 exons. Gene Ontology annotation, cellular component: membrane. NCBI's taxonomy places the organism in Eukaryota, Metazoa, Arthropoda, Insecta, Thysanoptera, Thripidae. Gene Ontology annotation, molecular function: ligand-gated sodium channel activity. The record is from RefSeq and is a predicted model, not a curated record.